AUGUCCUCUUGGGACAGCACGUCUUGGGACAGCACGUCUACCUUGCCCAGCUCUGAAGACAGUGACGAUGUUUCGGGCCCCAACAUGCUGUCUUUGCCGGGGGACAAAACACCAGAAGAGGCACAUCUAGAGCGAGAAGGGUGUGUCAGGUCUCUUCAAGUGUUCCGAUACAAUCUUUGUCAAAAAGAGAUCAACUCCGAUUCCGAUGGUACCCUUUUUGACCUUCUAUACUACGAAGACGAGCUACGGAAGAAUUGUCAAACGGAGACUGUUUACGCCAAAAGGAGAAGGGAGAUAUGA
Molecule: messenger RNA, 300 nt
Organism: Penicillium angulare
Lineage: Eukaryota; Fungi; Ascomycota; Eurotiomycetes; Eurotiales; Aspergillaceae
Exons: 1
Coding region: 1-300 (99 amino acids)
Source: RefSeq, a predicted model, not a curated record